GGAAAUGAAGUUGUGAGUAGUAUACCCCCCACUCUCUCUCUCUAGGGUUGGGAGAUUAUUUUAAGUUUGCCUAACUUUUCCAGAAAAAAAAAGAAAAAAGAAAAACCAAAACUGCAACAGCAGUCGAGAUUCGAGGCGUUGAGCCAAUCGAGAGAUUGCGGACGGCAGAAAACGUUCGUAGAUCGAUCGAUCUAUUUGCUUUAUUCUUCGGAUCCAAUCAAUCAAUCAAUCAAUCUAUCUAUAAAUCAGUAUUUGCUCUCGCUAAAUAAAUCUGAAAAAAAAGAUGUUCUUGUUCGAUUGGUUCUAUGGAGUUCUCGCAACGCUCGGGUUGUGGCAGAAGGAGGCCAAGAUUCUCUUUUUAGGGCUUGAUAAUGCCGGAAAAACCACACUCCUUCAUAUGCUCAAAGACGAGAGAUUGGUGCAGCACCAGCCGACUCAACAUCCAACCUCGGAAGAGCUGAGUAUCGGGAAAAUCAAGUUCAAAGCUUUUGAUUUAGGAGGCCAUCAGAUCGCCCGUAGAGUCUGGAAAGAUUACUAUGCCAAGGUUGAUGCUGUCGUUUAUUUAGUGGAUGCGUAUGACAAGGAGAGAUUUGCAGAGUCAAAGAAAGAGCUGGACGCUCUUCUCUACGACGACUCGUUGGCUAACGUUCCGUUCUUGAUAUUGGGCAACAAGAUAGAUAUUCCGUAUGCUGCAUCCGAAGAGGAGCUUUCGUACCACUUGGGUUUGAUGGGCAUCACUUCUGGCAAGGGUAAGGUUAACCUUUCCGACUCAAAUGUACGUCCGAUUGAGGUUUUCAUGUGCAGCAUCGUUCGCAAGAUGGGUUAUGGAGAUGGCUUCAAAUGGGUCUCUCAGUUUAUCAAGUAGAAGGCAUCACAUCCCAUAAAAUCAGUAUUAAUGAUUUUGUUUUUCUUUUUUUUAUUUAAAGAUUCACAAUUCGGUUUGCCGUUGUUGUUUGUUUCGAAAUGAUUAAAUUUUACUUUGUCCGAUUCUCGAUUAUUAGACGUUUGUUGGUUAUUGUCAGUCUGAAAACAUGAUUAAUUUUCUAUGUUUACUAAACUCUUUUGGGUUAAGCGUAUACCAGAAUUUUUUGGUUAUUGAGACUCAAUUGUCCU
Erythranthe guttata (spotted monkey flower) is the source of this 1113-nucleotide messenger RNA. RefSeq names its product small COPII coat GTPase SAR1A. The record is from RefSeq and is a predicted model, not a curated record. Gene Ontology annotation, molecular function: GTPase activity; GTP binding. Gene Ontology annotation, biological process: intracellular protein transport. NCBI's taxonomy places the organism in Eukaryota, Viridiplantae, Streptophyta, Magnoliopsida, Lamiales, Phrymaceae.